This is a messenger RNA of Dentiscutata erythropus, 1644 nucleotides long. The record is from the annotation of a GenBank genome assembly. Lineage: Eukaryota; Fungi; Glomeromycota; Glomeromycetes; Diversisporales; Gigasporaceae.
AUGAGUAGUUCUUCUGCUCAAAUCGAAGACAUUUGGGAUAGUAUUGAACAAAUCUAUCCUAAGGUUCAAUUAAAGAUACCCAAUUUCAUAACUAUAGAUAAAACAGAAUCAGCAUUCUUUGAUUAUUUCACAGAUUUCAGUUUUGUAGAGGACACUAAAAAGAUUUAUAAUAAAUAUAGAGAUAAUCGUAAAACGGUCUGGUUCCCGUUAAUUAAUUUGGUUAAGCAUAAGCAUGUCUCUUUUGUCGAUUUACAAGAGAUUCAAGAAUUUUAUGUAAAUCUAUUUGAAAUACCAAUAGACUUAAAUAUUAGAAAUAUUAAAAAUGAACUUUAUACUAUAGGAAUUACCAUGCCAUUACGUAAAUUUGAUGUUGAGAUCGAUACUAUAACAGCUAGAAUGAUUAAUGAGUUAAAGGAGAAGUAUCCACACCCAGAGGGUAUUUUUACUUUGAGAUUGGGAACUUUGAAAAUGGUUAAGAAAAGCAAUGACCGUUAUUUUGUUGAUACACCCCAAACAAAAUUGGAUGAUAAGAGAGAAGAUGAGAUAACCAAAGCAGUUUUUAAUCAAUUACGUCCUAUAUUGGCUAAUAGCACCUUUAUGAGCCCAGAUGAAGUGUUGAAAAAGUGGCAUAUUGCUUAUAGUUGGGGGUUCCCUUAUCGGUUUGUUGAUGGUAAUGAAAAUACAUUCAGGAGGAAGAUGAUACAUAAGAUGGGUGGUAGACAGGUUUUCCUUAAAAAGAUUAAACAAUAUUUAGAAGGUGAGGUAGCAAUACCAAGUGUAAGUCAUGUUUUCCUAAAAGAUGAAGUGUUGAAACUAUCAAAGGUGCAAAUUGAGAAGAAGAUAAGAAGCAUUAUAGCAAUGGAUCCCCUGACAUACUUUAACGGAAUACUUGUUAAUAGCCAUCAAAACAAGAAUUUCGAUCCAAUGAAUGGCUGUGCCAUAGGUAUGUCAAGUGCAUAUGCAAUUCCGCCGUUAAUUUUUGAACAGCACAGAUCAUAUAAAGUGCAUUUACAAAUGGAUAUAACAGCAAUGGAUUUAACGAUGAGCUAUAACUAUAUGAGGAUGUUAAUGAAAAUUAGAAUGAUGGGAUAUGAGAAUCAUCCUCAGAGAGAUCGUGUUGAAAUGAUGAUGAAGACUUACUAUGACAAUUUGUAUAAUAGUUACCUUUGGACCCUUUAUGAUGGCGAAGUUAAAAUAAAACAUCGGGGGCAUUCAACCGGGCAAAGUACGGUAAAUCCAGACAAUACCAUUUAUUGUUUGACAUUAUUUGUGGAGGCAUGGAGAGAGUUGACAGGCAUGCCUGCCAAUGAUUUUUUCAAAUUUAAUAAGAUAACUACAUAUGGUGAUAAUAAUGUAUUGAGCAGUAAUUGCUUUAAUGACAAGUGGAAUGAGAAUACUCUUUGUGAAUACUUUGCCAAAAAGGGGGUAAGCCUUCGUCUUGAGAAUAAAUCUGAAGGAUUAGAAGGUGUUGAAUUUUUGAGUAAGAUUUAUAGUGAUAGUGAGAAACAACUUGAAGAAGUGUUGAAGUAUGUAUCUGAUUAUGAAUGCAAAACAGAAGUACCUCUAACCGCAGAAGAAGCUACCCCUGCAGAAGUGACUACGGAAUUCGAAACCCAUUCUAGUACCAAUGACCUUACUUUAUUG